AUGGAAUCUUUUGAAUUUGUAAUUUUAAUGACAAUAUGGGAAAAAGUUUUGAAACCAUUGUCUGUAGUUUCUAAAAUUUUACAGAGUCCACAAACUAGUUUACAUCAAGCUGUAGAAUAUUUACAAGUAUGUAUUGAAGCAAUUAAAAAAAUGAGGAAUAGUUAUGAAGAACUGGUUUCUUCAGCAACAGAAUUAUGUUCAAAAUGGGGAAUAUCUAUAAUACAAGAAAAUAAACGAAAGAAAUUUGCAAAGAGGCAGUAUGAUAGUAUUGAUAAUGAUAAACGAUUAUACACAAUUGAAGAAAACUUUCGCGUUUCCGUUUUUUGCCCCUUACUGAUACUGCUAUAUUUCAAUUACAAGAGGGUUUCAAAGGACUUGAAACAGUUUCAAGAAAUUUUGACUUUUUACAACCACUGA
Molecule: messenger RNA, 417 nt
Organism: Macrosiphum euphorbiae (potato aphid)
Lineage: Eukaryota; Metazoa; Arthropoda; Insecta; Hemiptera; Aphididae
Source: the annotation of a GenBank genome assembly